UUUUCCUCGUCAAAAUCCAAAUUUAUAGCUGUCUGCCUGUCCCCUUCUAACGCAAAUAAACCCCCUCUCCUCACUUCUCUCCCCCCACAACUUCACUCUUCCUCCUUCAACUCUCUCUCUCUCUCUCACCCAAAUCACACACACACACUAUACUCCAUUUCUCCGACACUCGUUCCUCUUCUUCAAUUCACAUCCCAUUUUUUGUGUGUUACUGUGUGUUGCGUUGAUCAAGAAAAUUAUAAUUCCAAAAUGGAAACCACCAAUGCGGACUACUUCUACAGCGCCCAAUCCACAGCGGAGAAACGGCCCUCCGACGGGAAAAAUGGCGACCAUUUCAUCAUUGAAGACCUCCUCGACUUCCCUACCGACGACAACUUGGUGUCGGCCGUCGACACCGGCCUCAUGGCCGUGUCCUCCACCGACUCCUCCACCGUCACUGCGGUCGACACCUCAUGCAAUUCCUCCUUCUCCGCCGUCAGCACGGCUGAGCCGCAUUUCCACCCUGCCGACAUCGGCGGGCCCCGUUGCUCCGUCGGUGCCAACUUCUCCAGUGAACUCUGUGUCCCGUACGAUGAUUUGGCUGAGCUAGAAUGGCUGUCGAAUUUCGUGGAUGAAUCAUUUUCCAGUGAAGAUCUGCAGAAGCUGCAGCUGAUACAAGGAAUGAAGGCCCGAACCGACGAAGCUUCGGCCGAUUACCAAUAUCAAUUCCAGCCCGAAACCACCCAUCCGGGUCCCUUGCUUCCACCGGAGACGCCGGUCCCCGCCAAGGCCCGCAGCAAGCGCUCACGCACCGCUCCAGGGAACUGGACAUCACGCCUUCUCGUGGUGUCCCCAACGCCACCCGCCAUGUCAUCAUCGUCGGAAUCUGACGUCACCGCGGUGAAGAAGGCGGCCAAGCCGGGUGUGCAGAAGAAACGGGAAGGGCCCGAGACUGCAUCCCCUGGUGGGGAGGGGCGGAAGUGCCUCCAUUGCGCCACCGACAAGACGCCGCAGUGGCGGACAGGGCCCAUGGGCCCGAAGACCCUGUGCAAUGCGUGUGGCGUGAGGUACAAAUCAGGACGGCUUGUGCCCGAAUACCGGCCCGCAGCGAGCCCGACGUUUGUCCUGACGAAGCAUUCCAACUCACAUAGGAAAGUUCUUGAGCUGAGAAGGCAGAAGGAAAUGCUACGAGCCCAGCAGCAGCAGCAGCAACAAUUCCUGCACCACCAUCACCACCACCACCAUCAGGCCGUGAUGUUUGAUGUAUCAAACGGCGAUGAUUACUUGAUUCAUCAACAUAUCGGGCCCGAUUUUAGGCAGCUGAUUUAGGCAUGCAGCUAGCUAGCUAGUGACAAGGCAUUAUUGAUGGAGAUGUUUAGAGAUUUUUUCCUAAUUAAUUUUUAAUUUUUUUUUACAGAAUUAAUUUAUCUUAAUUAGGAACAUUAAUUCCAAACUCAUUGAGUUUUCGCAUUAUUUUUGUUGGACGAUUUUCAGGAUAAUUAAAAGAAAAAAGAAUUAGGGAAGAAGGAAAAAUAGAAGAUUUAUAGGAACAUUUGUUAGCUAGCUAGUGUCCUUUAUUACAGUUUAUUUAA
This is a messenger RNA of Sesamum indicum (sesame), 1571 nucleotides long. It is a transcript of the gene GATA9, whose product is annotated as GATA transcription factor 9. Gene Ontology annotation, molecular function: sequence-specific DNA binding; zinc ion binding. NCBI's taxonomy places the organism in Eukaryota, Viridiplantae, Streptophyta, Magnoliopsida, Lamiales, Pedaliaceae. Gene Ontology annotation, biological process: cell differentiation; positive regulation of DNA-templated transcription. Gene Ontology annotation, cellular component: nucleus. The record is from RefSeq and is a predicted model, not a curated record.